Molecule: messenger RNA, 213 nt
Organism: Thelazia callipaeda (thelaziosis nematode)
Lineage: Eukaryota; Metazoa; Nematoda; Chromadorea; Rhabditida; Thelaziidae
Source: the annotation of a GenBank genome assembly
AUGCCGAUAUUAUCUGCCCUGAUUUUGCUCUUACUUGUUAAAACUUAUCGACAACAGCUUUUGCAACAUUUUCGAUACUUUUUACAAUGGCUUCGUUUUGGUAAAACAGACAAUACUGUUGAUUAUAACGCAGAAACGAUGAGUUCAAUCAUUGCCGAACAAGCACGUCAACGCCGUUUACGUAAAUAUGCACCAAAUUUGGAAGUGUUUUAA